Nicotiana tabacum (common tobacco) is the source of this 2457-nucleotide messenger RNA. RefSeq names its product ABC transporter G family member 25. NCBI's taxonomy places the organism in Eukaryota, Viridiplantae, Streptophyta, Magnoliopsida, Solanales, Solanaceae. Gene Ontology annotation, cellular component: plasma membrane. Gene Ontology annotation, biological process: transmembrane transport. Gene Ontology annotation, molecular function: ABC-type transporter activity; ATP binding; ATP hydrolysis activity. The record is from RefSeq and is a predicted model, not a curated record.
UCCAACCAUUCUAAAACUCUUCUUUCCUUCCCUUUUUUUCUUCUCUCCAUAUAUACUCAUCAACUUAUUACUUUCUCUCAAUCUUUUUUGCCUUUUCCUCAUUUUCCUCUUCAAAGAAGAAGAAGAAACAAAGUGCAGUUUCAAGAUAUAUACCUAAAACAAAUGCCUGUUUCAAGCAAAGAAACAACAACAACAAUGAAGACUACAACAACACUAACAGGAGAAAAUAAAACAAACAAAGACUCUCAGUUUUCGCAUUCUCAUGACUUCCCUUUUCUCAUGUCUUCCUCUUCUUAUCCUAUCACCCUUAAGUUCAUGGACGUGAGUUAUAGGAUAAAACUGGAGAGCAAAUCAAGUGGGGGAAGCAACAACUUAAGAAAGAUGUUUUCAAAUGGGCCCACAUCAUCUUCGACCGAUAUCGAGAAUCCAACAGCCACGAUUCAUGACGAACGUACAAUCUUGAAUGGGAUUACAGGAAUGGUUUCACCGGGUGAAAUCCUAGCCGUUCUUGGACCAUCAGGGAGCGGAAAAUCAACGCUCCUAAAUGGACUUGCAGGAAGACUCCAAGGACACGGCAACACCGGAACAAUCCUCGCGAAUAACCGGAAACUCAGCAAACCGGUCUUAAAACGAACCGGAUUCGUCACUCAAGACGACGUCCUUUACCCGCACUUGACGGUUCGAGAAACUCUAAUUUUUUGCGCGCUGCUUCGGCUCCCUAACACGCUGAACCGGAAGGACAAAAUCGCUGUGACCGACUCCGUGAUCACCGAAUUAGGACUCAAUAAAUGUGAGGACACUAUAAUUGGGAACAGCUUCAUACGUGGGGUCUCGGGUGGUGAAAGAAAACGAGUAAGCAUAGCCCAUGAAAUGCUAAUAAACCCGAGUUUACUCAUACUGGAUGAACCGACGUCCGGUUUAGACGCUACAGCGGCUUACCGGUUGGUUUCGACGCUAGGGUCCUUGGCGCAGAAGGGGAAGACCAUAAUUACGUCGGUUCACCAGCCGUCGAGCCGGGUUUUUCAAAUGUUUAGCUCGGUUCUGGUUUUGUCGGAAGGGAGGUGUUUGUAUUUUGGAAAAGGAAAUGAAGCAAUGAAUUAUUUCGAGGCGGUUGGAUUUUCUCCAUCUUUUCCCAUGAAUCCAGCGGAUUUCCUCCUUGAUCUCGCUAAUGGGGUUUGCCAGUUUGAUGGAGUAAGUGAGAAAGAAAGGCCUAAUAUAAAACAAACCUUGGUAUCCUCUUAUAACAACUUGUUAGCUCCCAAGGUAAAAGCAGCUUGUUUGGAUACAACAAGCAUAGUUCCUAAAGAAAUAACCUAUACUUGUUCAAGUUACAAAAGGACUUGCACAAGUAGCUUCUCCAAUUGGUUCAAUCAAUUCAGCAUUCUCCUUCAAAGAGGGGUAAAAGAAAGAAGGCAUGAAACCUUCAAUUAUUUGAGAGUUUUUCAAGUAAUAGCAGCUUCUCUCUUAGCUGGUUCUAUGUGGUGGCAUUCUGACUACACGGAUAUCCAGGACAGGCUUGGCCUCCUCUUCUUCAUUUCCAUUUUUUGGGGUGUUUUCCCAUCGUUCAACGCUGUUUUCGCAUUCCCUCAAGAACGUGCCAUAUUCGUCAAGGAAAGGGCUUCGGGUAUGUACACACUCUCCUCCUAUUUCAUGGCACGAAUCGUUGGAGAUCUUCCCAUGGACCUUAUCUUGCCUACAUUGUUCCUCGCCAUAACGUAUUGGAUGACAGGGCUAAAGCCCCAACUCUUGCCAUUCCUUUUGACACUGCUCGUCCUGCUGAGCUAUGUGAUUGUUUCACAAGGCCUCGGCUUAGCCCUUGGCGCCUUGAUCAUGGAUGCUAAACAAGCUUCAACUGUGGUCACUGUCACGAUGCUAGCAUUCGUUCUAACAGGAGGGUUCUACGUGCAUAAAGUGCCAGCUUGUUUAGCUUGGAUUAAGUACAUCUCGACCACAUUUUACUGUUAUCGACUACUUAUUAAUGUCCAGUAUGGAGAAGGCAAGGAAAUCUCAGACAUGCUUGGCUGCUCACAUCAAGGAAGUGAUAGAGCUAGCUGCAAAUUCAUUGAACAAGAUAUCAAUGGUCAAAUUCAUCCAUCCGCGAGCCUUGGCAUCCUCCUGAUAAUGUUCGUGGGAUAUCGAUUAAUUGCUUACCUUGCAUUGAGGCGAAUUCGAGCCUAAACAGAGGGAAAGUUUCUGACUUUUUUAGAUGAUGGAAAUUGAUGGUUAGCUAGCUUUGUGGGGGAUGUGGGAAUAGUAUAUACUUGUUGAGAAUUGUGACUGACUCUGUUCAAAUGAUGAAAGCUGCAGUGGGUAAGGGAAAAAUUGAAGUGUAAUAUAAGAGGAAAAAGUGUAGUGACUUGCACCUAAAACUGGCGAAAGGCCAGCCAGCAUUCGUUGUUGUAACUUCAGAAAGACGAGGAAUUUUUUUUAUCGCAAGAAACUUUCCUUUUCUUUCAA